GUAUUCAAUCAAAACUAUUCUAAAUAAUCAUAGAUAAUGAUAAUAUAAUAUCUCGCUAAUUCAAUACAAGCCAGCAACGCUAACCAAGUGACGUCUUUCCAAUUUAGCAGCAGAUCUUCCUUGCGUCACCUUAAUUGCUUUCCCAUAGAUAUUCUGUUAUUGUUGUCUGAGAGCGGCUGCAACGCAAUUAAAAAGGAUUUGAAUCAACUAAAAGUGUCUUUGUUACUUUAUAGCUUUAAACUAGUCAAAAAUGUUUGCUAAGAAGAAACCAGAGCCUGCCAAGCGACGACAGCAUAAUUUGGCACAGUUUGGCUUGACGGAAAUACCAGAUGACUUUGAUCCCAGCUCUGGCUAUGGGGAUGACGAUGGCGGAGAUAGCGAUCUGGAGGCAGAGCUGGCUGCCAUUGCCAGUGGCGGCGGCCAGAGGCCCAAGGCGAAGCCCAAGCCAAAGCUCCUGCCACCCAGUGAUUUGGACAAAAUGAUUGCCGACAGCUUGCGUGAUGUCAGCGAUGACGAUGAUGAUGAAAAUCUGGAAAAUGAUUCCGACCUGUUGGGCGAACUGAGUGGCAUUGGCGGCUUGGAGGAGGAAGAACCAGAGACGGAAGAAGCAGCAGCUGAACCAGCGGCUGCCAACGAUGAGCCUGUGCAGACUUUCCUACCCACCACCACAGUGGAUACGCUGGGCAUAAUCAAGCAGAGGCUGGAAAUGUAUAAACAGGCGGAGGCGAAUGCCAAGACUACCGGAGAUUCCGGCAAGGCGCGACGCUUUGGUCGAGGUCUCAAAACCUUACAAGAUCUGCACAAGCAGGCGGCAGCCGGAAAGACCAUCAAUGUGGAUGAUAUACCGCCUGAAGUAAGUGUGAAGCCAGCUGGAGGCGCCGUCGAACCCUCGCCAGCUGUAGAUGAAUCUCCUGCUCCAGCCACUCCAGUGGUACAGCCCAGACGUGUGGCUCCUGCUCCGCCCACACCAACAUCUCCGCCAGCUGCUACACCUGUGGAGCCUGCCGCGCCAACAAAUCCCCUUGUGGCUCAAAUGCGCAGCCGUCAGAGUGAAUACAAAGCUGCGGCCCUGCAAUUCAAGCGCAGUGGCGACACAGCCAAUGCCCUGCAGUUCCUCAAGGUGGUCAAACAAUUCGAUGUGGUGGUAAAAAUGUGCGAGGAUGGGCAGGAGGUUGAUCUCAGUGACAUGCCGCCACCACCCGGUGAAUUUCUGGAGUUCCUAGCGAAGAUGAAAGACGGAGCAGCCCCCGAAGCGGCAGCAGCUCCAGAGCCGACACCGGCUCCAGCACCAGCUCCUCCGCCAGCUGCUGCCUCAACCAUGCUGGAGGCACUGCAGCAGCGCCUGGAAAAGUAUCAGUCUGUGGAGGCGGCUGCCAAGGCCGAGGACAACACCAGCAAGGCGCGACGCUUUGGACGGAUUGUCAAGCAGUACGAGGAUGCCAUCAAACAGUACAAGGCGGGCAGACCAGUGGCCUACGAUGAGCUGCCUGUGCCGCCAGGUUUCGGGCCACUGCCCACGACAGAGUCUGCUCCAGCAGCCGCACCAUCACUGCCAACAUCACCCACAUCUCCGCCAGCCACGGCAAGCACUUCUGCGGGUGGAACUCCCACCGGCAGCAGCGCGGCCACACCAACGGGGCCACGAAAGGCGGCACCACCACCACCACAGCCAACAGAGCUGACGACACGCGUCACAGGCAACCAUCAGAAGAGUAAUCUGGCCGAGCAGCAAAUGAAGCUGCUGCUGGAGCGACAAAAGGAGUUCAAGGUGGCCGCCAUCGAAGCCAAGAAAGCGGGAGAAAUAGAUCAAGCCAAGGAGUACCUCAAGAUCUACAAGGGAUUCGAUUCGCUGCUCAAUGCAGCCAGCAGCGGCCUACCUGUGGAUCUCAGCACGCUGCCCGUGCCGCCCUCACAGCGUGACAAUUUGGAGGCCUCGUUUGCCAUUGUGUCGGCAGAGGAAUGCGAUCCCAGCGAUGACAUCUGUGAGAUUGGUGUACGCAUGGAGGAGCAGCUGGCCAAGCAGCUGAUGAUGUGCAAGAAUACGCGAGACCAUCACAAGGCCAUGGGCGAUGUGGCCGGCAUGAAUCGGUUCGAGAAUCUAGCCCUAACUGUCCAAAAGGAUCUCGAUCUGGUGCGUUACUCCAAGCGCAAGGGCCAGCCACUGCCCAAGUUCCACUACGAAAAGCGCAACUUCAACAUUGUCCACUGCAACACAGAUCUGACAGACAACGAGCUGGAAAUCGUUGUGGCACGAGGCAUCAACUACAAUGUGCCCAAUCCCAAAGAAGUGGACACCUAUGUGCGAGUAGAGUUUCCACUUCUCAACGAUGAAUCUUUCAAGACAAAAACAAAUGUGAUUAAGGACACAAACAGCCCAGACUAUGAUGAACGCUUCAAGGUGGACAUUCAGCGCACCAAUCGCCAGUUUCAGCGUAUCUUCAAGCGGCACGGUGUCAAGUUAGAGAUAUAUUCCAGAGGCUGCAGCAUAGAUUGUUGUGGACUAAGUCGUAAACUGCCCCUAUGUUGUUUCAGAGGAUUCCUGCGUUCCGACACACUGAUUGGCACCGUCAAUGUGAAGCUGCAGCCGCUGGAGACCAAGUGUGACAUACACGAUACGUAUGAUCUGAUGGAUGGUCGCAAGCAGGUGGGCGGCAAACUGGAGGUCAAAGUCCGCGUACGCAAUCCCAUACUGACGAAGCAAAUCGAACACAUCAACGAAAAGUGGCUGGUCCUAGACGCCGAGGGUUGAACUGGAUUUCGAGAGACUUAUUUAUAGUGCUUUGCUUGAAGCAAACUAAAAGUAUUUUGUUUAAAAGAGAACUGGGGUUCUUGAUCGUUUCUGUUGUCCUCUCUCUCUCUCUGUAAAUACCCACGCCCAGGCAGAGAAUGCUUAAUGGUUACGCUUUUGGCCAGUUCCCUGCACAGGAUAAAGGCAUUUUAUGCAUUACGAACACAACACAGAUUAUGUACUAUAUACUAAAUAUUGUAUAUGAUUUAUAUAUAUAUAUAAAGGUUGGCUUAAGGCUGAGGCGCAUGUCCAGAAGAUUUGUGCCCAAUGAAGUCAGUUCGAGUUCCAUUCCAAGAGAUAGACAGACAGAUAGAGGGAUAGCGCCUGGCCGUAGCCUGAUUAUGUUUUUCAUU
Messenger RNA from Drosophila subobscura, 3141 nucleotides. RefSeq names its product coiled-coil and C2 domain-containing protein 1-like (gene l(2)gd1). Gene Ontology annotation, cellular component: nucleus. Gene Ontology annotation, molecular function: DNA-binding transcription repressor activity, RNA polymerase II-specific; RNA polymerase II cis-regulatory region sequence-specific DNA binding. Lineage: Eukaryota; Metazoa; Arthropoda; Insecta; Diptera; Drosophilidae. The transcript is spliced from 6 exons. Bases 251 to 2749 code for a protein of 832 amino acids. The record is from RefSeq and is a predicted model, not a curated record. Gene Ontology annotation, biological process: regulation of transcription by RNA polymerase II.